Phodopus roborovskii (desert hamster) is the source of this 2626-nucleotide messenger RNA. RefSeq names its product niban apoptosis regulator 3 (gene Niban3). The transcript is spliced from 15 exons. Bases 82 to 1854 code for a protein of 590 amino acids. The record is from RefSeq and is a predicted model, not a curated record. NCBI's taxonomy places the organism in Eukaryota, Metazoa, Chordata, Mammalia, Rodentia, Cricetidae.
ACCCUCCUGGAACUUGGGCCAUUUGACUGCUACCCAGAACCCUGAGCAGAGGGACCCAGGAGGACUCCGCACAGUAACAGGAUGGGGGCACGGCCCUCCAGCCCCUUGGACAAACGGCAGCAGCAGCAGCUGAGGGGUCAGGUGGAUGGCUUGCUGAGGGCCUUCUUGCCAUGUUACCGCAGGCAGCUAGCAGCAGCCGUCCUGAGGCAGAUCUCCAGGGAGCUGGGACCCCAGGAGCCAGCAGGAUGCCAGCUGUCCCACACCAAAAAGCUGCCUCGAGUCCGGGAGCAUGGAGGGCCCUUGACGCUGCUGUGGGGCCACCCACCACAGUGGCAACCCAUCUUCUGUGUUCUGCGUGGUGAUGGACAUCUGGAAUGGUUCAGCCAAAAGGAUGAGUAUGAAUCUGGGGGCCGUCCCCUGGGCUCCACAGCCCUGACCGGGUACAUGCUACUCACUUCCCAGCGUGAAUAUCUCUGCCUUUUGGAUGACCUCUGCCCAAGCUCCUCUGGAGAUCUCGCCCAGGAGGAGCCACUGAGAGUGCUGGAGGAGCCUGUGAGCUUUGCGCUCUUCCUUGUGCACCCGUUCCGGGCUCACCUCUGCUUCUGCGCCCGCACACGGGGGGUGCAGCGAGCCUGGAGGCUCAACCUGCAGGGUGCCAUCCGGCUGAGAGACACCGUCCUACAGCGCAGCCGGGCGCCCGCGGCCUGCGCCUUCCUGGAUGCUGUGCAGCUCUAUAGACGACGACGGGGCUUCGCCGGUGGCGAGGAUGCGACGCUGGGCUCCGACGCAGAGGUGCUGAGCGCUGAGCUGAUGCGGGAGCUGUUGCCCGGGCUGCGCUCACAAGCGCUGCGGGGUCUGCGCGGUUCAGGGCGCGCCCGGGCCCGGGCCUGCGCAGAGUUCCUCGACGCUGUGUACGCGGCCGUCCUGGUCCGGGCAUCUGCAGGUCUGCGAGCCUUCCAGCCAGAAAAGGACGCGCUGCUGGCGGCUCUAGAGAGGACGGUACGCGCAGAGCUCGAGCAGAUCCUACAGCAGCGCGCACAAAGGGCGCGGAGACUGAAAAUGGAGAUCAGGGACGCCCUCGAGGCAUGCCUGUGCUGCAUGGUGGACCAGCAACUGCCCCAGCUUACCCUCACGCUGCUGAGCCCUGUGGAAGCCACGCUCCAAGCUGUUCAGACCCUCCUCAUUCGGGGCAUAGACCGGCUGUCUCACCAGCUGCACAAGAAUCCUUCAGGCACUAGGCUGCGCAGGGAGGUUUAUGAAUUCGGGGAGAUACCUUGGGAUCCAGAACUGAUGCAGGUCUGCUAUCGGGAGGCAGAGAGGAACCGCAGCCACCUGGCCCAUCUGGCAGAACCAUUUGGCUUCCUGGGGAUGCAGAGCCUGGUGUUUGGGGCCCAAGACCUUGCACAACAGCUCAUGGCAGAUGCCGUCACCACCUUCCUGCAGCUGGCGGACCAGUGUCUGACGUCAACUCUGGACUGCAGCCAAGCAGCUGAGCAGCUAGAGAAAGUCAGGGGCCUUGUGCUGAAGAAGUUCACCUCAGACAGUGAGGCCACUCGAUGGAGGUUCACCCGGGCCUGGCUAUUGGGCAUAUUCUGGCCCUUUGUGUGGAGCCAACUUGAAGUGAGCUGUAAUUUGGAACAGCCUGAGGUGGAUGGGGAUACCCUGGCCAUGGACUGUCAGGUUCUGACCACUGAGGGUGUCUACAGGGACGUCAUCCAGGGCUCCCUUCUGCAGAGAAUUGAUGGAGAGUUGAAAAGGAUUCUUGGUGCCAGUAACAGAGCCUGCACUCCGGCAGACUGUUCAGUAGCCCGGUGGAACCAAGGAGUAGAUGAGGGAGCUGAGGCUCAGGUCUGAGAUGGAGAGGUCUACUCAGGUGCCAAGAACACCCCAGCUGUCUUUGCCCACACCCAUUCUGGGGACAAUGGAUGAAGACCCAAGUAUGUGAGCUGCUUCUGGAUUUUUAAUUGCUGCAAUUCAACAAAGCAUCAUAGAUUCUGUGUUCCUGCUAGAAUUUGUACACUCAAGUUCUGGGCUACCAUAAUAAGACAUUGUAAAGAAACAAACAAACAAAAAAACAAAAACAAAAAAAAAAAAACAAGCCCCCAAAUCUCUCUUGAUUUGACACAUGUAAUCCCAUUAAUUUAAUUUUUUUAACUUUUUUACUUUAAAAAGCCAUACAAUUAAAAAAUUUCUUUUAAAAUUUAUUUGUGUAUGUGGGGGGGGGCAUGUGGCCAUCAGAGGACAACUUUUAAUCUUGCUAAAUGUUAAUGGACUAAAUAUUGUUAACUGUGAUUCUUGAUAACUGUUGUGUUAUAUAUUUUGCUAUGUUAAGGUUAAAACCCUUUUUUUUUUUAUUUAGACAGAAAAGAGAAUAUGAUGGGAGAUGUCAUUCUGUAAAUAUGUUUCUCAUACUGGUUAAAGAAUAAAGCUCUGUUGGCCAAUAGGAAAGCAAGAUAGGCGGGACUAGGAGAUGAGGAGGAAAGAGAAAGGAGGAGUCAAGAUAAAAGAGAGAGUAGAACACUGGCGGCCUUUCUCUCCAGUAAGAUAAGACCGUGUGAAAAUUAAUAGAAAUGGGUUAAUACUUAAGACAGAGCUAGCUGAUAAGAAACAAGUAACUGGCCAACAA